AUGGUGUUCUCAACAACAGUGCAGCCAUGUGAAGAUUCCGAAUGGCCCAAAGUGGUGGCGACUUCUCCGUGGAUGCGGCCCUCUUUCUAUUUGGUCUUUCGCGGAGUCUGGGCAGCCGUGUUCUUGGGGCAUCUCAUUGCACACAUUGCAAGCCACGAUGAAGGCGCCUACUACCUGAUCUACCUCACCACCUGGGCGCUGAUCACGCAGACCAUAUCUGAGAUGUUGCUAUUUAGUUUGGCCAUCUUGGGUUACCGGCGCCUGUCGGGUCCGCCGCCUGAAAAACUCCCGGUGGCGGUACGGAUAGAGGUGGCUCUUUGGAGUGCCGUCCAUCCAGUUGCAGUGAUCCUUGCCUUAUUGGGCUGCAAGCAACUACGUGUUUCUUUGAUACUAAGCGCGCGCACUCCUGCAUGCGUGACUUAUUCGAACGCACGGAUAUUGUUCAGGUUGUUGCUGUUUGCUGCACUGGCCUCGAUUGGUCACAACGCUGCACCAGCUGAGGGUGGUAUGGUUGCUGCAAUUUGGCUGCAAGUAGCAUUGCAGAAAACCUGCCGACAGUGA
Messenger RNA from Effrenium voratum, 561 nucleotides. The record is from the annotation of a GenBank genome assembly. Lineage: Eukaryota; Dinophyceae; Suessiales; Symbiodiniaceae.